Saccostrea cuccullata (small rock oyster) is the source of this 2165-nucleotide messenger RNA. RefSeq lists its product as uncharacterized. The record is from RefSeq and is a predicted model, not a curated record. Gene Ontology annotation, molecular function: metal ion binding; ubiquitin-protein transferase activity. The coding region runs from base 465 to 2111 and encodes 548 amino acids. NCBI's taxonomy places the organism in Eukaryota, Metazoa, Mollusca, Bivalvia, Ostreida, Ostreidae. The transcript has 16 exons. Gene Ontology annotation, biological process: protein ubiquitination. Gene Ontology annotation, cellular component: cytoplasm.
UUUUAAUAAUUGAUUUUGUCAAGUUCAUUGUUUACAGAAUAAACAGUCAAAGGUAAGCUAGGCAUGCACAGCAAUUUUGUGAAUAGCCAUUGUGUUUCCAGAUGUGAAAUAACAAAAGUUCUUUGUUUAAAGAAUGGACAGUUACAGGUGGAUUUGAGGGAAGGGGGUCCGGUAUAUAUACAUGUUUGCAAUGUUUCAAAAUUAAUAUUUACUAGUUUGCGUAGUUUUGCAGUAGUCUGAUUAAAAAAUGCACCACAUCAGUGAUGAUUGGACCUGAAAGCAGAAAAUAGUAGGAGUAAAAGGUAGAUGGCCUUCGGAUCAGAAAAGCACAAGAGUUUUGGGAAGAACAAGCUAGUUUUGAGGCUUCAAAGAAUCAUGAAGUUCGCCAUCAACAUGGAAGAGGGCCUUGCAGUAUAUUUAUAUUAGAUACAUCUUUAAGUCUUGGGGAGGAGGGUUUUCAACAAAUGACAUUUAGCACAAUUAUUGAUGAAUGCACAAACCAUCCGGACAUCGAUGAAAAUGUAGCUGUUAUAUUAUGUGGAAAACACACAAGAUUUCAACGCUAUUAUUCAAAUCAAUACAUGGAUAUAAAACAAUGCCUAGAUGACAUUGAAUUUGGAGGACCAACACCACUGACAGCAGCAUUCAUCUUAGCCACAGCGUGCCUAAGACGUGAAGUAGGUCAUACCAAGGGAAUAGGAGACUUUCAUGUUCACCCAAGAAUAAUACUUAUUUCGGACGGUAGACCAACUGAUUUAAGUGCUACUGAUGAAGUUGAAGAUUCAUCGGCGUAUGAAACCGAAGAGGAUAAGACUCGGAUGCUUGAUUAUACGAGAGGUAUUGGAAAUGUACAUCCUAUCUUUUGCAUCCCUGUGGGAAGUAACCUUGAUCUGGUAACUCUAGAUUUCAUGUCUGCUCAGUCCAGGGGAGGGAAGAUUGUAUAUCCCGAGGAAGCAAGACAGAUCGCAAAGUAUUCUGAAAAUAUUAAAACUGCUUCUGUGUUAUCGUUUACAAUGAAAAAUGAUGGUUUUGAUCGAGAAAUGAUUCUGACAUUGCUGGCUUGCAAAUUCCCUGAAAGAGACUUUUCAGAACUUGAUCAGAAAGAUAUAGUCGAAAUAUGCUCAAAGAAGUCACUUUAUAAAUCGUGGGAUGAUAUAUGUACAGAACUUGAUGAUGAAAUGAAUUACAUAUUCCAAGAAAGAGAUCCAGGAAUGCUUCCUUUGGGGAGUAGAGUAAAACGUGGACGUGAUUGGAAAUAUAAUAAUCAGGAUAAAAAUGGGCCAGGAACGGUUAUUGGACAUUCAGAAAAAAUUGGCUUCUUAUAUGUAGAAUGGGACACUGGCUCGAGAUACCCAUACAGAUACGGACCUAUAAUAGAUAAAUAUGAUGUAACUUUAUGUAACGAACCUAGAAUUUUGAACAAAGAACCUAUUGCUGUUGGUUCUCUCGUCAAAAAAGGCCCAGACUGGGAUUGGAGAGACCAGGAAAAGAGUACCGGGAGUAUAGGAUCAGUUUACAGACGUAAACACAAUGGAAUCGUCCUUGUGCGAUGGCAAAACGGGCAAACAACAGAAAACAGAUUUGGAUUUCGUGGGAGAUUCGAUCUACGGGUCUGCGAUCCAUUCUCAGCGGAAGCUGUUGAGUAUCUCCAAGAACAAAUCAGAAAGGCGGAACUUAGUGAGUCAUCUGUUGAACAAUCUGAAAGUUCUCCUUCAAAAGCAGCUUGUGCAUCUGAAAAUGAUGUUGAUAUUAAAUCCAGCAAGAUUUGCAAAAAUUCCAAUGCCAGACUUUUACCCUUGACAAUGCCUAAAGGGAAAUAUUUCAAAAACGACAGAUUUGAAGACAAAUUAACUGAUGUAGAAGCUGAUGAGAUGUUAGAUUCAUUAACUUUUUCUGUACCAGAUCAAUGGCUAUGGAAAGACAAACAAGGCCAAUGGAACCCGUAUCCAAGAAAAAUGAAUGAUAAAAUUCAUAGAAGUUAUAAACGAAAUCCUAAUUCUACUGUUAUUGUCACAAUCAAAGAAAAUACAUACAGGGUAGUCAUGGCGAAAUGUAUACAAAUAAACUUGACGACAAGAGAGGAAUCAGAAGUCAAAAUUGUUAAAAACUAGUAAAUAAAAAAUACAUUUCAUCGUAAUUGGUUUUUGUAUGUGUAUGCGUUUGUC